Messenger RNA from Fukomys damarensis (Damara mole-rat), 2735 nucleotides. RefSeq names its product phosphodiesterase 12 (gene Pde12). NCBI's taxonomy places the organism in Eukaryota, Metazoa, Chordata, Mammalia, Rodentia, Bathyergidae. Gene Ontology annotation, molecular function: 3'-5'-RNA exonuclease activity. Bases 21 to 1850 code for a protein of 609 amino acids. The transcript has 3 exons. The record is from RefSeq and is a predicted model, not a curated record. Gene Ontology annotation, biological process: nuclear-transcribed mRNA catabolic process, deadenylation-dependent decay. Gene Ontology annotation, cellular component: mitochondrion.
GCUUCUGGGCCGCCAGGUUCAUGUGGAGGUUCUCAGGCGUCCGCGCCGCGCUUCGAGGGGUCCGGACCGCGGUGGAACAGUGCAGCCCGGCCGAGGCCGUGACUGAAAGGGCGGUGGGCGCGAUGGAGCGAGCCGUAGUGCGCUGUGUGCCCUCCGAGCCCAAGCUGAGCCUGUCGUUUGCGCUGGCAGACGGCAGCCAUAAGAACAUGCAGCGCGAUCAAAGCGAGCCGCUGGGUCGGGUCCUGAGCCGGAUCGCUACCAACGCCCUCAAGGGUCACGCAAAGGCUGCCGCGGCCAAAAAGAGCAGGAAGAACCGGCCGAACGCGAGCAGCGGCGCCGACUCUUCAGGGCCUGGUCCUGAGCCGGCUGCGGCCUCUGAGCCGGUGGUGAAGCUGUAUUACCGGGAGGAAGCAGUGGCUGAGGAUGUACUCAAUGUGGACGCCUGGCAGGACGGCGCGGUGCUUCAGAUCGGCGAUGUCAAGUACAAAGUGGAGCGCAACCCGCCAGCCUUCACCGAGCUGCAGUUGCCGCGCUACAUCAUGGCGGGCUUCCCGGUGUUCCCCAAACUCAGCCUCGAAUUUGGGAACCCAGCGGGCUGCCUCUUCCGCUGGUACAAAGAAGCCAGGCCCGGAGCGGCGGAGUUUGAGGGCGGUGGCCCCUCUUCCUUGCCUCCCUCUUCUUUGUCUGCCACUUGGACGGAGGCCGGUGUGCAGGAGCGCGUCUACACCCCAUCCAACGCUGACAUCGGGCAGCGGCUCAAGCUGCACUGCACACCUGGCAACGGGCAGCGCUUCGGGCCGAGCCGGGAGUUGGAAAGCGUGUGCCCGGUGGAGGCGGGGCCUGGCACCUGCACUUUUGACCACCGGCAUCUCUACACCAAGAAGGUGACCGAGGACGCUCUCAUCCGCACGGUCUCCUACAACAUCCUGGCAGACACGUAUGCCCAGACGGAGUUCUCCAGGACUGUGCUGUACCCAUACUGUGCCCCCUACGCCCUGGAGGUCGACUACCGCCAGAACCUUAUCCAGAAGGAACUCACGGGCUACAGCGCAGACCUUAUCUGUUUGCAGGAGGUUGACCGCGCAGUGUUUUCAGACAGCUUGGUACCGGCUCUAGAGGCCUUUGGGCUAGAGGGCGUGUUUCGAAUCAAGCAGCACGAAGGUCUGGCCACUUUUUACCGGAAGUCCAAGUUUAGCCUCCUUAGCCAGCAUGACAUUUCUUUUCAGGAAGCCCUGGAGUCCGACCCACUUCACAAAGAACUGCUGGAGAAGCUAGUUUUGUACCCACUGGCUCAGGAGAAGUUGCUUCAGAGAUCUUCUGUCCUGCAGGUUUCAGUUCUUCAGUCUACAAAGGACCCUUCUAAAAAGAUAUGUGUUGCUAAUACACAUCUCUACUGGCAUCCCAAAGGUGGAUACAUUCGUCUCAUUCAGAUGGCAAUAGCCUUGGCUCACAUUAAACAUGUCUCAUGUGAUCUGUAUCCUGACAUUCCUGUUAUAUUUUGUGGGGACUUCAAUAGUACACCAUCAACAGGAAUGUAUGAGUUUGUCAUCAAUGGCAGCAUUCCAGAGGAUCAUGCAGACUGGGCUUCCAAUGGGGAAGAGGAAAGAUGCAACAUGUCUCUCAAGCAUUUCUUCAAAUUGAAAAGUGCUUGUGGUGAACCUGCUUACACAAAUUAUGUGGGUGGCUUUCAUGGGUGUCUAGAUUACAUUUUCAUUGAUUUAAAUGCUUUAGAGGUUGAACAGGUGAUCCCAUUACCUAGUCAUGAAGAAGUUACCACCCAUCAGGCCUUACCUAGUGUUUCCCAUCCCUCUGAUCACAUAGCUCUUGUAUGUGAUUUAAAAUGGAAAUAGAUUUGCUUAAUGGCAUUUGUUUAAAGUCUGAAAAGGAAAUUACCUACUUUGUAGGAAAUUUAAUGUAACCCCCAAAGAGGACCUCUAGCCACUAAUAUAAACCUUAUGUUCAUUCCCUCGUAAUGUUCCAGAUGUCUUUGUCACACACUAUUCAUGUUUGCACUUUAUAGUUUCUCUACCUUUUUUUCCAUAAACUUGGAAGAAAAACAAAUAUAUUUAUGACUAGCAAGAAGAAAACUGAAUUGUGUACAUUUUCAGAAGUGAUUUUUUAAAGCUGGUAAUUAAGAAUUUUUAAAAUACCCUUUGAAUGAUCUUUCAUAACACAUUUCAAAUUGAAUCAUGUUUCUAUAAUUAGGGGAAAGGAAAUGCACACAGGUUAAGGUGGGAGACUUAAGUUCUGACACAUGGAAGGAAUAACUUGAGGGCCUGCCUCUACCUCAGUUUGGUCAGCGAAUUAUUACAAUUUCAGAGCUUUAACGAAAAAUUAAAACAUACCAUCACCAACUUUUAUUUCAUCUCCUUCAUUUUUCAACUAACAAAAUAUUUGCAUUCUUUAGUUUUUAGUACAUGGUAUGCAGGGACAUAAUAUAUUUUCAUUCAUACUGAAGCUCAUUUUAAUUUUUAGGAUGUAAGCAGUUUAAUAUUCAUAGUGAGCAAUGACAUAUUCAUUAUCUUCUAGUCUAUGAAAAAUGUUCAUAAAUCAACAGGGUAUCAGACUGUGAUAUUAGAGAAUACAGCACAAUACGUUAUUUUAUGAGAAACUGUCUACCAGUCAGGCUGGAAAACUUUAGAUGAAGCAUUGAGCAUUUCUACAUUACAAGUAUUUUCAAAUUUUUGUUUUUAUAAAUAGGAAAAAAGGGGCCCGGGAUUUAGCUCAGGGGUACC